AGAAGAGAAAAAAAAAAGAAAAACCCGGCGCCCUGCUCUCUCCCCGGUUACCGAAUAUGACACACUGUCUGCUGGUAUAAAAGAGCCAGGGCCACUCCUAUCAGGGCUCCACUUGUAUGUCUGGAGACCACUCCGGUGCUCUGCGGCGAAUAAAGGGAGGAGGCUGCUGUCAGAGACACAGAGGGAGCGAGAGGAGAGGAUGGCCACACUCGUCGAAUCCGCAGAUAUGGAGACUCUGGGCGGCCAGAGCGUCACCGGCACAUCCCCCACAGCCCCCGGCGCCUCGCCGCACUUCAACGACGGCAAAUUUUACCUGCUGGUGGUGAUCGGGGAGAUCGUGACGGAGGACCAUCUCAAGUGUGCCAUUGCGGACAUAGAGAGAGGGAUCCGCUCAUGGGACACCAACCUCAUUGACUGCAACCUGGACCAGGAACUCAAACUAUUUGUCUCUCGACACUCCGCUCGGUUCUCUGCAGACGUCAAAGGGCAGAGAAUUCUUCACCAUAAAAGUAAUGUCCUGGAAACGGUGGUACUUAUCAACCCGUCUGAUGAAGCAGUCAGUACUGAGGCUCGUUUGAUGGUCUCAGACACCUCCAGACACAAGCUUCUGGUUCUCUCAGGGCAAUGCUCUGAAAAGACUGGAGAGCUGAUUCUUCAGUCUGGAUCGUUCUCUUUCUUCAAUUUCAUUGACAUAUUCACAGACCAAGAGAUUGGUGAAUUGCUCAGCACCAUUCACCCAGCAAACAAAGCUUAUCUUACACUCUUCUGCCCUGAACAAGGCGACUGGAAAAACUCCAACUUGGACAAACACAACCUGCAGGACUUCAUUAACAUGAAACUGAACUCCACUCUCAUACUCCCUGAAAUGGAGGGCCUCUCAGAAUUCACUGAGUAUUUAUCUGAAUCAGUAGAGAUCCCAUCUCCUUUUGACGUAUUAGAACCACCAACCUCAGGUGGAUUCCUUAAACUCUCCAAACCAUGCUGUUACAUUUUCCCCGGUGGUCAUGGUGACUCUGCUCUCUUUGCUGUGAAUGGCUUCAACAUGCUCAUUAACGGUGGCUCGGACAGGAAGUCAUGCUUCUGGAAGCUGGUGAGACAUCUGGACCGGGUUGACUCCAUCCUCCUGACCCACAUCGGUGACGACAACCUCCCAGGCAUCAAUAGCAUGCUGCAGAGGAAGAUUGCAGAGGCUGAGGAGGAACAGUCACAGGGUUCAACAGCUAACAGUGACUGGGUGAAGAACAUGAUUUCUCCAGAUAUUGGUGUUGUGUUUGUGAAUCUUCCUGAAAACCUGGAUAACCCCGAACCUAAUUACAGAAUGCGGAGGAAUGUUGAGGAGGCAGGGUUUAUGCAGCAGUUUCUCACCAAGCUACAUUUGAGGACAGAGCCUUUGCAAAGGCCUGUUGGAAACACUAUAGAACCAAUAAUACUUUUUCAGAAAAUGGGCGUUGGAAAGCUUGAGAUGUAUGUGCUAAAUCCAUCAAAGAAUAGCAAGGAGAUGCAGCACUUUAUGAAGCAGUGGACAGGUAGUGAAAAAGACACUGCUUCUAUUUUGCUGCCAAAUGGGAAAGAAUCUCAAUUCCCUGUCUCUUACUUGACAUCUAUUUCUACACUUAUUGUGUGGCAUCCUGCAAAUCCCUCAGAUAAGGUUGUGCGUGUUCUCUUUCCUGGAAAUGCCACCCAGCAUCACAUCUUUGAUGGUUUAGAAAAGCUAAAGCACUUGGACUUCUUGAAGCAGCCAGUUGUCACUCAAAAAGAGAUGUCUUCUAAUAUGCCUUCAACCCCAACACUCAAGCAAGCUAAGAUGAAACACAGAACAGACAGCAAAGAGAGCUUAAAGUCUACUCCAAAGCCAUCACCAAGCAAGAGCUUCAGGAAGGAUUCAAAGGAGGAAGCACCAGAAAAGGUAAAGAGAGACGCCGACUCCACUCAUGAAAAAACACAAAAGAUAGAGAAAAAAGAAAAGGUCCCACUGAAAAAGGAAAAGGCAAAGGCACCUGAGAAAGAAUCAAAAGCAAAGUCAGAGCAAACAGCGCAAAACGAAACUCCUGAAAAGAAGAAGUCUGAAAUAAAACCCAAAGCUGAAAAGGAGAAGACUAUUAAGAAGGAGACCAAAAUGCCUGUGGAAAAGAAAAAGGAGGUUAAAAAAGAAAUAGCUAAGAAAGAUGAUAUUCACAAACAAGAAAGUAAGAAGGAUGAGAAAGUAAAGAAAGAGGAGGCAAAGAAAGUUACAAGAAGGGAUAUCAGAAAAGACUCACCUAUGAAGGAGAAGAAGGAGGAAAAGAAAGAUAUCAAAAGGCCCCUAAAAAAGACAGCUGAAGAAAAAAAUCUAGCACCAAAACCAAAGCCCAUGAAAAAAGAUGAUGCCUCAAAUAAAAAUGCAGGAAUACCUUCAAAGUUAAAAGAGAGAGGAAAGCCAAAGGUUACAAAGAAAGAUGCAAAGGUGGAUGGUGGUAAACUUGCAGCUAGUGCUGCUGCUGUUGCAGAGGUAGAAGUAGAAAGAUCUCUGAUGUCCUCACCAGAGGACCUCACCAAGGACUUUGAGGAGCUCAAAGCUGAAGAGUUGACGGAAGAUGAUGCGACAGUGCAACAAAAUCAGGAAAAAGCGGCUGUGAUGAUCCACAGUGAAGAAAUUAUCCAGACCAAAGAGUCACCCGAGGCCUUAGAGUCUGUGGACGAGGGUAUAACCACAACAGAGGCUGAAGGAGACAGUGGAGUUACCCCAGAUGAACAGGUUUUUAAGGUAAAACUCAACGGAAGUGCAAGUGAGAAGUUUGAAGAUGAGGGUACUGUGAUGGAGGAGACAUCUGAAGGAGCAGAUUAUGAAGAGAAGGGGGAGAUAGAGGAAGUCUAUGAACCACAGAGAUUGGAAUUAGAUAAAGAUAAACUUGCUCUCAGUGACGAUGAACAUCAAGACAAACAUGAUGAUGUCAAACCAGGGGACAGUGUUGAAGAUAAUGAUGAUGUGAUGAAUAAAAAUGUACAGGAACAGCUCAGAAGUGAAAGACAAACAGAGAAACAGCAUCUGUGUGUAUCAGCCUCACCCAAAGUGUCCUCGCCUGUUUCUCCAGCUGCAUCUAUCCAUGAUGAAAUGCUUCCAGUUGGCUUUGAGAGUUCAACAGCCUCAGAUGAUGAGAACCUAGAUGAAGCCCCAGAGGAUUACACUGUCACCUCUGGCUACACUCAGUCCACCAUUGAGAUCUCCAGUGUGCCUACUCCCAUGGAUGAGAUGUUGACUCCCAGGGACAUUAUGAGCGAUGAAAUCACCAAUGAUGAGACUGAAUCUCCUCCACAGGAUGGUGACAGGUUUGCGAACUCAGCGCCUGGAGAGUAUCGGAAGAAGAUUUCUCCACCUCAGGAUUUGCCAGGAUCAGAUCGUUCACAGAGUGACGCCACAGAAGGCCAGGACUACAACCACUCUGCUUCCACAAUAUCUCCACCUUCAUCAAUUGAAGAAGAUAAAUUCUACAAGGACUUAAGCACUGUAGGGAAAGCAGAGCAGUAUGACACAGCUCAAGAAUCAUGUGAGAAGUAUGAUGCAGAUCCACCGAGACUCAGUUCAACCUCUACAACAGCACCUCUUGUUCGUUCUCCCUCAGUGGACCGCAAGGAUAUAUUUGAUUCUCCAUCAAUUUUUGCUGUUCCAAUAGAGCUGUCCACCACAAUGUCAGGGUACACCAGAGCAAUGGCAGAUUCCUCCAUUAGCCCAGAUGACAAGACACUGGAAGGAGCAAACUCGCCUCAGUCCUCUGGUCACACACCUUACUAUCAGUCACCAGUAGACGAAAAAGCAGCAAGUCUACCAACUGUUUCAGAUGACAAAAUGCAGGGUCCAAUUAUUGUGGAGCUCAUAAGUGAUAAAGAGGAUUCCUCCAACAGAGUUACCCCAGAGCCCAAUGAGCCAGAACAAGAACGUUUCUCCCCUGUAGAGAAGGCAAUGUCCUUUCCAAAAACCCCAUCUCCAGCUGAACCUGAUUCCCCAACAAAGAAGGAAAAGUCACCCUUUGAUGUAGAUUAUAAGGAAAUUGGAGAAAACAGCCAUUCAGUCUUGUCCUCAGCACCAAUGAUCAAACAUGAAAUAGACACCAAUCCAUUUACAACUUUCAAAGAAGAGAGUAAAAUGUCGAUUUCAGAGGGCACCACAUCAGACAAGUCAGAAACCCCUCUGGAAGAAGCAGUAGCAGAAGAUACAUUCUCACAUUUAGCGUCAGCAUCAACUGCCUCCCUGGCCACCAGCUCCUUGCCAGAGCCAACCACCGACUCUCCUUCCCUUCAUGCUGAGGUAGGCUCUCCUCAUUCCACAGAAGUAGAUGACUCGCUGUCUGUCUCUGUGGUUCAGACCCCAACCACCUUCCAUGAGGCUGAGGGAUCCCCUUCUAAAGAAGAUAGCCCAAGGCCCAUGUCCAUCUCCCCAGACAUCUCACCAAAGACAAAAAGCAGAACACAGAUGCAGGACACAAAAUCCCCUGAGCACUCUAGCAUGUCAAUAGAGUUUGGCCAGGACUCCCCUGACCACUCCUUAGCACUGGACUUUAGUAAGCAAUCCCCAGAGCACCCAUCUGUGGGAGGCAGCUCACGUGCUACAGAGAAUGGCCCAACUGAGGUUGAUUACAGCCCCUCAGAGGGAACAGAUAUUACACCACCAGGAUAUACUGGUCCUGCAGUGGAGAAGCCUUUGCUUUUUGAAGAGAGUGAUGUCCGUGCCGCUUCUGCAACCCCAUCAGAUGCAUCUCAGUCCACACCCUCUGUUGCAACCCCAUGCCUAAUGACUGAGAUGCCACAUGCCGUGGCUGAACAGACAGAUCAGUCUCCAGUCACACCCAAAGCAUCCUCUCUCACACAGUCUCCUUGUUCCAAUGAGCAGUCUCCAGUACUAGGAGGUCCCUCGGCUAAAGACAAUAAGAGCUCAAUUUCGCCAUCUGUGGAGGGCAUUUCUAAUAAAUCUGACACACUGCAGAAAUACGACAAGUCACCUUCACCUCCCAAAGCCACUUCUCCCUUAUCAUCUUUUGCCUUCUCAAAAGAGGAGACGUUUAUCCCAGAAAAGGAGACAAAUCCCUUUAAAGGUGAGGAUUCUACAGUCAAAGCUAAAUCCCCUGUGAGUUCCAAAGUUCCUUCCCCAUCUUAUCUACCGCUCUCCUCUGACCCGUACAAUUAUAAUUCUGCCUGUGGGUCCAGGGACCCAGACACCACCAAGAGGAGCCCUUGUGCUCCAUCUAAGACAGAUGUUGACCUCUGCCUAGUCACUUCAUGUGAGUACCGUCACCCCAAGACAGAGCUAUCUCCAUCUUUUAUCAACCCUAACCCUCUGGAAUACUUCAUCAAUGAAGAGAACGCCUUGGCUGAGGAGAAGCCUCUUGCCAAGUUAGGAGGAGGUCCCCCACCCCCAGAGGAUAAGCUUUCCACCAAGCAGUGUGAGGAGACCCCACCAACAUCCAUCAGUGAAUCGGCCCCCUCCCAGACAGAUUCAGAUGUUCCACCAGGAACAGAGGAGUGCCCCUCUAUUACAGCAGAUGCUAACAUUGACUCUGAAGAUGAUUCUGAGACUUUACCUACCGACAGAACCCUGACCUACAGGCAUGCCGAUCCUCCUCCAGUGGUUUUCAGGGACUCUGCUCCAUCCUCGGGCCACCAUGAUGUCUGUAUGGUGGACCCAGAGGCCCUCAAGGCUGAAGAAAACCUCCACAAUGCUAACAUAGAUGAAAAGGCCAAGAAGAAAAAACUCACAAAAAAGACCUCAUCACCAGCCAGGAAAAGUGGUCUAUCAAAAGUCAAGGACACAAAGACUGCCUCUCCAAAGAAAACUGUUGGAGAAGGAAAAGAUGCCAAAAAUGCAACAAAUACCUCUGCAUCCCGAGGUGUGAAAAGUGCUACGUCAGGUACUGGCAGUGGAAAAGCAUCAGGUGGGGCAGCUCUGCCCAACUGUCCUCCCAUGUACAUGGAUUUGGUUUACAUCCCCAAUCACUGCAGUGCCAAGAAUGUGGAUGCUGAGUUCUUUAAGCGGGUGCGCUCCUCUUAUUAUGUUGUCAGUGGCAAUGAUCAGACAGCCCAGGAGCCCAGUAGGCCUGUCCUUGAUGCUCUGCUAGAAGGAAAGGCCCAGUGGGGAAGCAAUACACAGGUCACUCUGAUUCCAACCCAUGACACUGAUGUGAUGAGGGAGUGGUACCAGGAGACCCACGACAAGCAGCAGGAGCUGAACAUCAUGGUCCUCGCCAGCAGCAGCACUGUCGUCAUGCAGGAUGAGUCCUUCCCGGCUUGUAAGAUAGAGAUGUAGGCCUGUACCACAAGAGAUCUGUGGAUCAGGCCUAGUGACUGACAAUGAAGUGGAUCAUUAUUUGUAGGAGAAAACAAAUAAAUGUAGCAUAAAACCUAAGCAGACACUUAAACACUUACAGUAUAUGCUUAAGUGAAACUUCUUGUGCCCUAAACCAUGAAAAAUAAAUAUCUGAAAUAAGGAAUAACACUGAUAGAAAUUAGCUUUUGCUCCAUGCAAAGGACAAUGAUUACUAUAAAGUAAUACACCCUUGACAUCCUCAAGGUGUUAUCUGGUCUUUAGGAAUAAAUGGAUUAUACUGGGAGGAAAUAAGAAAGAGAAAAAAACAGCCAUGCCAGGUUUGUCCAUAGUGCUUACUCAAGUACAGCUUAAGUAAUGUUGUUGUUGUUUAUGUUCUGACUUUAUUCUGCAUCCUCAGAUCAAAACGUAUGUGAGCUUUCAAUUAAUUCAACACCUGUUUAUGAACAAACAUCGCUGCAUAUGUUAUAUUCUUAAAUAAUGGCUGUUAUCCACACCAAAGGGUGAAACAGUAUGUUUUCUUUUACUGCCUUAGGGAGUCAAAAUGAAUGUACAAGAACUGGUGUAACUAGCAGAAAAGCAGAAACUCUACAUGACAGGUAAUCCUUAAAGGACUGUUAAAUGGACACAUGGUUCAAUGAUGGUUGAUAUAAAUUAACAGCAUUAAUAUGAUGCCUGACUUCAUAUUGAUCACCAGUGAGAUGUGCGUGAAACUGUUUAUGUUUUGAAGUCUACUGAGUUGUAUUUGAUUUUUUUAUUGGGCUUCGUCUGCCUGGUUUCUUUUUCUGCUAAUGAUGUAUGAAUAUUAAUUUAUUCUUUGAAAUUUAAGUUAAUGUGCGUGAUUGUCCAGAUAGCCUUUUACACUGUGCAACAUACAGUUGCCUCAGAUUGAUCUCUCCCUUAACUUUGUCACAGCUGUAUAAUCCUAUAAUUUUCCACAAUGUUAAGGCUUUGUAGAUGAGAGAGUCUUUUAUUUCAGAGUGGCUGUUUUAUUUGGUGAAAAUCAAAACUUAUUUCUAUUGCGCUUUUUUUAGGUCAUCGUUGCGCUAUGGGGGAGCUAGCCUUUUCCCAAUGUAAAGCUGGUCAAGCAGGAUAUUUUCAUAAACCUCAAAAUGUCUUGUUUUUCUAAAGCAUUGUACUAUAAUUAUAGAUAGCUUUGUGGCCAAAUGGUUGAAAGAGGUGCAUGAGUUAAGAUAUAUUAGGAUUUUUCUCUUCUUUUGAUGUUUUUUUUUCUCAGACUUGCAUUAAGACCAACAGGGCUAUGCCAAAUGUGAGGAGCAUUUUUAUGAUUUUUGCAAGUUUGUGCCAUGACAUUGUAUAGCACAGUAAGUUAAGCAGUUGCCUAUGGCAUUGUAUCACUAUAAAAUUUCAUUCUGGGUGCAGCACAGUUUAGAUUUUCAGGUUAAUGUGAGCAUAAUAGGCGGCUGAAAACUUCUUGGGGCUAUAGAGUUUCUCCUCUGUGGCCAGGAUGUAAGGGCAACAGCUUCCAGUAGAGGCAAAGCCUUGAGAGGGGCAGCACACCGUGAUGAGAGUGAGUGACUUGUGUGUCUUAGAGGAAAGUAUGUAAAACAAAAAACUAGACACUUUAAACACAAACGCGACACAAACCAAACUAACUGUACUGAGGCCAUAGAUCAACUCUGUCUGGCCAGCUUCUGGAUACAUUUUCGACAAAUGGACACAGAAAUGACUACAGGCUUUGGUACUUUGGGUUAUUCAAUCAACUAACCAAACUCACCAGAUAUUUCUGAUAUGAUGUCAUGUGUUUAUAAUACCACUAUAGACUACUCCUCUGCAGGGGGUUGUCAAACCAACAUCAUUCUGUCAAUCAACAGCAAACCAACAAACACUGAACCGACAUUUCUCUUGAACUGACUUUUCUCUUUUCUCAGACUUCUUUCUCUACACUUCCUCUAUUCCUAUCUCUGUCUAUUAAUCUCUGCCUUUUUCUCCCUAUCUUUCUCUUGGGGGAGAACUUUAGUAAUGUUUGUCUGCAGCUGUGUGGUAUAUCUGUCUUGUGAUCAUGCAUCCUCUCCACACUCUUCCCAAACUCCUAUAAACCCUAUGGCAAUUAGUGAGUAUUCCUUAGUGCUUUCUGAUAUUUGUGUGCAAUAUUUCCUCUUCCCAUAUGGCAAAUCUGAUGUAAGACGAGCUACUACUAAAGGACAAACAUUCAAAGACAACCACAAUAAAAUCUGAUGUGAACAAUAA
Messenger RNA from Scophthalmus maximus (turbot), 8503 nucleotides. RefSeq names its product microtubule-associated protein 1B (gene map1b). Gene Ontology annotation, molecular function: actin binding; microtubule binding. Lineage: Eukaryota; Metazoa; Chordata; Actinopteri; Pleuronectiformes; Scophthalmidae. Gene Ontology annotation, biological process: axonogenesis; dendrite development; microtubule cytoskeleton organization. The transcript is spliced from 7 exons. The record is from RefSeq and is a predicted model, not a curated record. Bases 200 to 6274 code for a protein of 2024 amino acids. Gene Ontology annotation, cellular component: synapse; microtubule; neuronal cell body.